ACCAACGCGUCUCUAGGCUUAGCCUAGGCGAUCAUGAAUUUCUUGAUUUUAAUGCAUGCUGGGUAAAGAUGACAACGAGGACACGCUACCAACUCAGGCUACAGUUGCAGCCAGUUAAUCAACAUGAAAAGGAUGAUAUCGCAACUGGUAGUAAAAAAAAAGAAACCUGGCGGCAUAAACUUAAGAAAAACCCACAAAAAUAUGAGUUCCAGAAGCUGUCAGACAAACUGUACUCCAUGAAUUAUCGAAAAAAUAUGAGCGAAGAGAAAAAAGCAGACUACAGAGAGAAAACCAGGCUUAGAAUGCAAAAGUAUCGAGAGCGAAAGAAAGCAAGCAAAGAAAAUCAAGGAAAGACAGAAAUAAAAAAAAAGAAAGGAAAACUACCAAAGACAGGGUCGACACAGAAAGCAACCGAUGAAAGUAGGAGAGAAAAGGAAAGGUUAAAGAAGCGGGCAUUAAGGGAACGUCCUGGGUACAAAGAGAGAGAAAAUGAAUUAAGAAGAGAAAAGAGAAGAAACGUGCGAUUAGAGAAAAAGAGGAAAGAAAGAGAAGAGGAAGAAGGGAGAAGAGAAAAAGAACAAGAAAGGCUAAAGUCGACAGGGUCGACACAAAAAGCAACCGAUGAAAGUAGGAGAGAAAAGGAAAGGUUAAAGAAGCGGGCAUUAAGGGAACGUCCUGGGUACAAAGAGAGAGAAAAUGAAUUAAGAAGAGAAAAGAGAAGAAACGUGCGAUUAGAGAAAAAGAGGAAAGAAAGAGAAGAGGAAGAAGGGAGAAGAGAAAAAGAUGAACAAGAAAGGCUAAAGCAGUCCAUCACUAGUGAGCCUUCAAGGACAACAAUGAAUGCCAAACAGGAGCAUGGCGAAGAAAGCAGCAACAGUGUCAGUUAUUUACAGGUGGAUAACACUGUCAGUUUCAAAAAAAGGCAAAGGAAUCCUAGUGAUAGUGGAGCAGACGACACAGACAACACAUUGUGGCUCAACAGACAAACACAUCUGUCACAGAGUGCUACGAAACACACCCGCAUCACACCGUUGUCCAAGCCACCAUUAAUGAGUGCAAGCACUGUGGGUAAACGCAAAAUGAGUCAAGUACCAGAGGUUUCACUAGGACAUUCAUGGACGAAAAGCGAGUUGCAAAAGCCUUCUGAAACAGUUUCUAACAUUAGUCCCCCAGGUAUCGGAUCACUGCCAUAUCAUUCUGAUGCUAGGAAAGCCAAAAGUAGCACUGUAGCUCUGGCUACGACUCCAGACUCGAACCCUGCUCCUCCUUCUACCCACGCUGCUUUAGUUAUCAGUCCACCCCUAGUUUCAUCUAUAACCUCAACUAUUGUUGCCCCUGCUCUUGCUCCUGCCCCAUUCAUUACCCCAGCACCAGUUAUUUCCCCUCAUCCAGUAGUUAUUGCAGCUCCAGUCCCAGCCCCUGCUGUUGUUCCUGCUCCUGUAGUACAAAGCACCCCUCAACCACAAAUCACUCAACCUCCAAUGCAAGCGAAUCAGAGUAAAAACAUGAUUUAUGUGAAUGAUAAGCAAUACAUAAUACUGAAACUUGUAGGCAAAGGAGGCUCAUCGAAGGUAUAUCAAGUAUACAGUACUGACGUGAAGAAUGUUUUGGCCAUCAAACGUGUUGAUCUUGAACUAGUUGAUGACCUCACUAAACAGGGCUAUAUUAAUGAGAUCACUUUACUGACAAGACUUCAGAAGAAAACAGAAAAGAUUAUCAAACUGUAUGACUUUCAAAUAACAGAUUCACUUAUUGUGAUGGUGAUGGAAUGUGGUAGUAUUGACUUGUCAACAUUCUUACGCCGAAAUAAAAAUAUCAGGGAGGACAAGAUCAGAUUCUACUGGCACGAGAUGCUGGAAGCUGUCCAUGUUAUUCAUCAAGAAGGUAUUAUACACAGUGAUCUGAAGCCAGCAAAUUUCCUAUUUGUGGAAGGUACACUGAAGCUGAUUGACUUUGGGAUUGCAAAUGCCAUACAGGUGGACCAGACCAGCAUUUUUAAGGAUCAACAGAUUGGCACCUUUAAUUACAUGUCCCCUGAGGCCAUUCGGGAAACAUCGCCCUCUCCCGCAAUGGAUUCAUCUGGUCGAAGUAAACCAAGAUUAAAGAUAAAUUUCCAAAGUGAUGUUUGGUCAUUAGGCUGCAUUCUGUACUACAUGGUAUAUGGCAAGACUCCCUUCCAACACAUCACAAAUGCUUUGAUGAAGCUACAUGCUAUUAUCGACCCCAGUCAUGAAAUAAACUUCCCAGCAAUUAGCAAUAAAGACCUUCAUGAUGUCCUUCAGAAAUGUCUGAUUCGUAACCCCAAAAAACGUCCGUCCAUUGAGACACUUCUGAAGCACCCGUUCCUAAGGAACAAGACGCAAGAUAAAUUGGCAAGUUCAACGAACUCUGGUACGUGUGACAUUAGCGCAAGUCAACUGCAGGCUCUGAUAAGUCAGCUUUCAUCAGUCCGGGUGCAUUCGCCAAAAAGUUUGAGUGCAAUAUCAAAGGCAAAGGGUUUGAUUGAACAGCUUACAAAAAAAAGUGGCAUUUCUGACACACCUGCAGAGUUAGAACAAGCAAUUUCUGGUAGUCAUCCUGCUUCCUUGACAGUAAUAGAAACAGCGCCCUCGAUGUCAGCUGGCGUUUUUCCGUUGUCUCAACCUCCAAUGAAACAGGCAAAGAUGGCUGCUAGACAGCCUCUCCAGUCAGUCAACAUGGUGGAUGUUCAGAAAGUCCAGACCAACUUGAAAUCAGGAACAUCUGCAUCCAGUGCUGGACUCAAACAGAGAUAUGAAAUAAACGAUAAGGAGAAUCUUGGCAUGAGAGAAAGUAUGGUUAAUAGUCAAUGACGAACUAAUGAUUGCAACUUAGAUUCUAAGUAGCAGUUGGAUAGCUGUUGCUUUUUCAACAUUGUGAUGGUCUUUUACUGAGGCGGUCUGUGAUGGCAUUGUAAAACAAAAUUAUGUUGUAAUUGGUGUUUUUUAAUCACUCUGGAAGUAGCAGUCUAGAUUAGUUCUAAGCCCUAUCCAGAAAAACACAAAACGUGACAUGCCUAAUAAGGUCAUGAUGACAUCACAUCAUGACCAUAUAUAGGCACAUCAUGACUAUAUAUGGACAUGCAACAGUUUCUUUUCAAAGAAAACUUCGUAACCUGGAUGGUGCUUUAGUUUUGGGUAUCACCUCAGUUGUAGAGUAUUUGAUUAUGCAGAUAUAGAUUAAAAUGCUUAAGUUUUAUAAUAUACAGUAAUCAUGAAACAUACUUAUCCAAUAUCCAAACAGUAUCGUCAUCUUUUCUUUAUAAGUUAAUAAUAAUAAUACUAUGUUUUGAGUAAGAAAUGUUAUUUCAAGCACUUUCUUUUUGUCACAGUUAGGACAUCAUUAAUAGAAAAUUUCAUCAAGCAUAAAUAUUAAAAUACUAUCCAUAGUUAAAAAUAGUUUUUUUUUAGAAUAAACAAACAAUUAAAUAUACAUUAUUCCAUAGAUUAAUAAAUGGUGAAUGCUAGUGACAAUGAACAUAAUAUAAUUACGGAAAUCGUUUACAUGGAAUAGCUGUAGUAGAUGUAGGCUAUUAUGGCUUUGUAUAUAUUUACAUACAGUAAACAAACAAUGAAAUAGGUUUUUGUCAAACCGGUUUUUGCAUGUGUACUCCCCGACACCUUGAAAUUCUCGUGCUAUACUGUUUAGUUACAUUUUUUAAUGACCAAGGCAGGUUUCGACCUUCAGAAAGGUUUUGUUUCAUCCUUUAAUGAGAAGUUUAGAAAGGGUGAUACAGAAUGGCAUAUCAGCCAGCAAAGGGCCAAUGGGAAAAAGGGUCUUGCUACUUUCCUAAUUGCGUGAACAUUCGCUACUUAAUUGUGUACACCAUUGUCUGGUACCGUAGGCAAAGAACUAAUAGGCCGACUAGCCCAAGAUAGUUUUAUCAGUGGCGUAUCUAGGGUUAUUGAAAUGGGGGAUGCAAAGGUGAAGUUGGGAGCUCGAUGAUAAUGUGAGGUGGCACUAUGUGGCAAAUUAAGGUGGUAUUAGGUGAUUUUUAACUACUGUAGCAUAAUUUUUUUGCUUAAAAAAUUUCCAGUUGGGAGGGGAAUGGGGUGCACAAGCUUUUUUUUGGGAGCCCAUGUGCACCCACCAGAUACGCCACUGAGUUUCUUUUGUGAGAGGUGGGUAUGAAUUCCAUCCUAAGAUAGUCUUGAUCAUUCAAAUCUACAAAUAACUGGUCACUUAUUGUGACGAACGACGAUCGGCUGACAAAACAUUCUGUUUUCCCUCUUUGAGCACUUGACAACAUAGCACCGUAUGUUGAUUGUUGAUAACAGACUAAGCGAAUUGUCAUAAAAACGAUUUGUUACGUGCCUCUGUCAGUGUUGCAUUCACCACAGAGUUGUGUCGAGGCAGUGUGUUUGGGCCGCACAUUAAAAUCCGAUAUGACUAAUGGUGGCCCUUUAUAUUUGAAGUACAGUAUUAAAACUAUAGACACAUUGUACAAACGAGAAUAACAAGCCGACAAGGUAUACACGCGCAUUCCGGUCUGACUUAAACUUGUGAUUGCAUCGUAUGAGACGCAAAUGUAUCCACUAACUACUGUACUAGGUAUGUUGACAGUAGUUAGUCAUCUGUAUAAUUUAUGCAUUGUUUGUAAUGUGAAUAAAAGCUGAAGAUAUAACGAC
Messenger RNA from Anneissia japonica, 4646 nucleotides. RefSeq names its product serine/threonine-protein kinase PAK 2-like. NCBI's taxonomy places the organism in Eukaryota, Metazoa, Echinodermata, Crinoidea, Comatulida, Comatulidae. Gene Ontology annotation, cellular component: kinetochore; nucleus; spindle. The transcript has 16 exons. The coding region runs from base 69 to 2831 and encodes 920 amino acids. The record is from RefSeq and is a predicted model, not a curated record. Gene Ontology annotation, biological process: meiotic spindle assembly checkpoint signaling; peptidyl-serine phosphorylation; mitotic spindle assembly checkpoint signaling. Gene Ontology annotation, molecular function: protein serine/threonine/tyrosine kinase activity; ATP binding; protein serine/threonine kinase activity.